Molecule: messenger RNA, 1212 nt
Organism: Cornus florida
Lineage: Eukaryota; Viridiplantae; Streptophyta; Magnoliopsida; Cornales; Cornaceae
Product: probable serine/threonine-protein kinase WNK9
Exons: 4
Coding region: 1-1212 (403 amino acids)
Biological process (GO): intracellular signal transduction; protein phosphorylation
Cellular component (GO): cytoplasm
Molecular function (GO): protein serine/threonine kinase activity; ATP binding
Source: RefSeq, a predicted model, not a curated record
AUGCACCAAUCAUUUGGAUGGGAGACUGUUGGUGAAAUGUUGGAGCAGACUUUGCCUGUGUCUGCUAUCUUCUCUUUUUUUCCUACUGGAGUUGGAGUGAAAAAUGUGUCUGGAGAGAGAAUAGCGGAGAAAGAAAGGAAGGCAUCACAAGAAAUUCGCGCAUAUUUGGCCAAUAGAAAUCUUGUUGAACACGAUGCAAGGUCUGAUCUCCGAGGUCUACACUAUCUCCACAGUCACACCAUUAUUCAUGAAGAUCUCGAGUGUGAGAAUUUUUUUGUGAAUGGCAAUAGUGCAGAGUUAAAAAUUGGGGGUCUUGCGUUGGCUUCUGUUAUGCAUUCUCCAAGUAGUGGUGUUGGCACUCCUGAAUUGGUUUACCAACUGUUUGAUAUACAUUCCUUUGGAAUGUGCAUGCUAGAGUUGGUUUCUUGUGAAAACCUAUAUGGUGAAUGCAAAAGUCAAGCACAAAUAUAUAAGGUUAUGUCUGGAUUGAUGAAGCCAACUGCUCUUGAGAGGGUGAAUGAUCCCCAAGUGCCAAAGUCCGGUUCUAUUCCGACGGACAUAGACACUAGCAACAAACCUUUCAGCUCCAGAGUUUCAGUGGUUCGGAUAAGAGGUGAGAAAGUUGAUGAUAUCUCUGUUUCAUUGACCUUGCGUGUUGCUAACUUGUGUGGUCAGGUGAACACAAUUGAGUUUAAGUUUGAUCUUGAUACUGAUACUGUACCCUCAAUAGCUGGUGAGAUGGUUGAACAACUCAAUUUUUUGUCGAAGGAUGAUAAGCCAUCAUUAGUGAAGUUAAUGGACAGGUUGAUUGACAAACUUGUACCCAACUGGAAAAAUUCAUCAGGAAAUGGAUUAACAGAUUCAUACGGGAAUUCUGCUGUACUUCAACAUGAUCAAAACUCACAAAGUUUGUCUGUUUUGAGAUCCGAUGAUGAAAAUACUGAUCAACACAAAAAAGGUAGUGUUCGGGGGAAUGUCAUAUCGAGUCAACCAAUGAAGGAUUCAGAGAUACCCUCUGCUGCUUCAUCCAGUGCACUGUCUAAGGAGAUGAGUUUGUUAAGUCUCUUUUCACCAUCUGAAGCAGACGAUGAUCGGUUGAAGCUGAAGCUUAAUGGUAUUGAGAUGGAAUACUACCAACGCCUUCGUGAACUGUUGAGAAUGAGGGAGGAUGCCAUAUAUGAUGCCAGUCAGAGGUGUAUAAAAAAGAAUUAG